Molecule: messenger RNA, 949 nt
Organism: Dendronephthya gigantea
Lineage: Eukaryota; Metazoa; Cnidaria; Anthozoa; Malacalcyonacea; Nephtheidae
Exons: 1
Coding region: 32-892 (286 amino acids)
Source: RefSeq, a predicted model, not a curated record
UAACAGCACUAGAGACCUUGUACAAAGUCUUAUGAAGGAAAUUGAUCCAGAUGGUUGUGAAUUGCGAAAAAGGAGAAAGUUAAGACGCCGAAGUUACUGGAGCCUGGGGCCUAACCAUACCUGGCACAUUGAUGGGUAUGACAAGUUGAAGGAUUUUGGAUUCCCAAUCCAUGGGUGUGUGGAUGGAUACAGCCGCAAGGUCAUGUGGUUGCACGUUUCAAGAUCAAAUAAUGACCCAUCUGUAGUACUACGUUUCUACUUAGAUUGUGUUGAAGAAAAUGAAGGAUGCCCUCUUAUAGUGCAGAGUGACUGUGGUACAGAAAAUGGCAAUAUUGCUGCAGCACAGUGCUAUUUCCGUGUAGAUGCUAUGGAUGAGUAUGCAGGAGAAAAAGCUCAUAGGUAUGGUGAAUCAAAGCGAAACCAGCGCAUUGAAGCAUGGUGGUCUUGUUUUAGAAAAUCCAGAUCAUCAUGGUGGAUAAACCUCUUCAAAGAUCUCAUGGAUAGUGGUCAAUUUGAAUAUGAAAAUGUGAUUCACAAAGAAUGUAUGUGGUUUGGUUUUAGUGAUAUUAUUCAGGAAGACCUUAACUACACAAAGGCCCUGUGGAACAAUCACUACAUUCGUUCAUCAAGGCAUGAGACUGUUCCAGGACGGCCAGAUGAGUUGUAUUACGUACCAGAACGUCAUAAUAGUGAAGAUCAAAAACAGCCUGUUGAUCCUGAAAAGCUUAAUGAGGUCAGACAACAUGUUACUGAUCCAAUAGAUCAAGGUAAUCAGGAUAUCCAGGAGUACUUUAACUAUGUUUGUACAUCAGAAGGAUUAGAAAAGCCUACUGAUUGGAAAAGUGCUUUGGAUUUAUAUGCAAUUUUAAAACAAAUAGCUGAACAAGAAUAGCUAAACUUGAGUAACAGUUUUUAUUUAAAACACAACAUUUCAGUCAAACUAAUUAGA